Messenger RNA from Camellia sinensis, 2748 nucleotides. RefSeq lists its product as uncharacterized. NCBI's taxonomy places the organism in Eukaryota, Viridiplantae, Streptophyta, Magnoliopsida, Ericales, Theaceae. The record is from RefSeq and is a predicted model, not a curated record.
GGUUGCCUUUGGUGACACCACUACUACCUUCUACCUAAUUCUCUUUCAUAACACACAUCAGUGUUUGACGCCAUUACACAGUCCCUCUCUCUCUCUCUCUCUCUCAAAAAUGAAUAAGGUUUUUGCCGCCUUUUGGUACUCCGGCAUUCUCCCCCUCUUCUGCACCACCACCAUCCCAACCACUACCACCACCACUUUCGAAAACCAUGAGAGCCUGUCACAGCCUCAAUCCGCCAAGAAAGCUAAGAAAGCAGGGACGAAAGCGAAACAACAACAACAAAAUCAAUCUUUUGAGGAGUUGCAAGAAAAGCUUCAACAGUUGAGGAUCGAGAAGGAGCAAACUGAGGAGCUAUUGAAGGCAAGAGAGGAGACUUUGAAGAUGAAGGAGAAGGAGCUUGAAGCAAGGGGGAAAGAGCGAGAAACGCUUCAGACGGAGCUGAAGAAGUUGCAGAAAAUGAAAGAGUUCAAACCCACCAUGAACAAAGAAAAAGAGCUAGGAAAGAAAGACAAGAAGAAGAAAGAACCAAAAACUAGACGAAAUGUACUGAGUGUUGUGGCCCGUCUGAUGGGAAUGGAUAUGUUAUCAUUCGAUACAAAAUUUGUAGCUCGGCAGGAAGGAAAAAAGAAUCAAAAGCCAGGAACCAAUUUGCAUAAGAAGGAACAGAAUAAACAAGGCUCAGGUGGCCAUGUCCAUUGCAACUCAAAUUCUUCUAGACGGAUGGAGUUUAAUUCUUUUCAACAUAACAAGGACAAUGAUCCUGAUAGUCAGCAUGUUCACAUGAAGUUGAAAAAGCCAAGGUCACAAAAACAUCCUCAAGAGGAGGAACUACAGAAGUUUAAGAAAGAAUUCGAAGCAUGUCAAGCAGCAAGGAUCAGGGAAUGCUCAAAGGUUGUUGAACUUGGAACCAUGAAAGGCUUAGAGGCUCCUCAAAACAGCUUGGAGCUUCCAGUAGAAACUUCGCAGAGCUAUUACGCUGUUGGAGACAAUAUCCCGUACUCUUAUGAAGUCAAACAUGAGUGGUGCGAGAACUCUUAUCCAACUGAGGCUUCAAUGAAGAUGUUGAUCAGUGAAGAAAUGUCCAAAGGACCAAACACCAGACAAAAUGUACCGAGUGUUGUGGCCCGUCUGAUGGGAAUGGAUAUGUUAUCAUUCGAUACAAAAUCUGUAGCUCGGCAGGAUGGAAAAAAGAAUCAAAAGCCAGGAACCAAUUUGCAUAAGAAGGAACAGAAUAAAAAAGGCUCAGGUGGCCAUGCCCAUUGUAACUCAAAUUCUUCUAGACAGAUGGAGUUUAAUUCUUUUCAACAUAACAAGGACAAAGAUCCUGAUAGUCAGCAUGUUCACAUGAAGUUGAAAAAGCCAAGGUCACGAGAACAUCCUCAAGAGGAGGAACUACAGAAGUUUAAGAAAGAAUUUGAAGCAUGUCAAGCAGCAAGGAUCAGGGAAUGCUCAAAGGUUGUUGAACUUGACAGAAUUCCUAGCCAGUGGCUUGCUCAAGAAGCCCUCAACAAGGAAAAGGUUGCUCUCUAUUCAAAUUCAAGAAGAAUUACAGCAAGUGAGAAGCCUAUAGAUUUUAUGGGUCAUGCAGUAAAAGCAAGCCCAUGUGAAAGUGGGUUGCAACAUCAUGGAUUUAGGGAGGAACUUUUUCCAUCUGAGCAGAAGGGAUCAUAUUCUUCAAGGAACCGAACCCUAAUUAGAGAUUUUGAGCAGCCAUCUCUGAUUAAUUCCGACCAGAAGCUGGAUAUAUCUUCUGCUCCAACAAGGAUAGUGAUCCUGAGGCAACUGAAUGAACUCGAUGCUGAUGGCCCCAAGAAGACAGUCACCGAAGAGCAGCCCUUGGAAACUGAAAUGGCAGAGUUAGAGGAUGAAGCAGAAGCUUACAUCCGAGACUUGCUUGUUGCUUCAGGUCUGUACGAUGGUUCAUCUGACAACAUUUUAUCAAGAUGGGACCCACUAGCAAAGCCUAUAACCAACGACAUCUUUGAAGCAGUAGAAGAGUCUUACAAGAAAAUGACCAAGGAUAAUGAAGGGUCCAGAAGAGAUCACAAGUUGUUACUUGAUUUGUUAAAUGAAGCACUCUCAGUUGUACUUGGACCACCUGUGACCAUGUCUAGAUUCAGAAAGGCUAUUGGUCCUGCACUACUUCCUCCACGUGGGCAGAAGUUAUUGGAUCGUGCAUGGGAGAUUGUUCGUGCACAUCUAUACCCUCCAACAGACAAAUUUCAUUACUGCAUUAAUGAUAUGGUGGCCGAAGAUCUGGGGUUCACCACUUGAUGCUGUGGGGAAAGAGAUGGAAUCCCAGAUUACCGGAUAUCUGAUUGAAGAAAUAGUGAAGGAUAUGCAUGCAGAGUCAUAACGGUGCAUAGAAAAGCCUCUUCUUCUGUGUAGUGGCCAUUCUGAUGGUCAAAGGGACCGUGGUAGAGGGUGCAGAAAGUGCUGAAAAUUUCAGCUCGCGAUGUGGGAUCUUUCCUCACAGGCUGAGGCAGAGGCAGAAGCAGUGUUAGUUAUUGUAGGCAGUGUUAGUUAUUGUAGGUGAGUGUCAACAAAAUAUUGCAUAUCUUUUUUCAUUGGGGAUGGUUGUGAUAUAGGAUAUGGGUUGGUUUGGGGUUCCUUUUGAGUGUAUAUUGAGUUUUUUAUUUGAUACAUUAACUAUUUUUUUGUAUUGGACCAGUCUGCUGGACAAUCCCAGAUCAAUAGAAGAUUGUGAACCACCGUAUUUGUUUGGGUAAAUUAUAUUACUUCCCUUGAUG